Molecule: messenger RNA, 512 nt
Organism: Silurus meridionalis
Lineage: Eukaryota; Metazoa; Chordata; Actinopteri; Siluriformes; Siluridae
Gene: ddt
Product: D-dopachrome tautomerase
Exons: 3
Coding region: 96-452 (118 amino acids)
Molecular function (GO): phenylpyruvate tautomerase activity
Source: RefSeq, a predicted model, not a curated record
CGCGGUCCGUGGGCGGGACUUGGCUGCAGUUUGUUUGUAGGGAAGUUGUCCAGUGUAGAAAAUCAACCACAUUGCUCUUUCAAACGAAAAACAAAAUGCCGUUCAUCGAUUUAGAGAGCAAUUUGCCCGCAAGUAAAUUUUCUGAAGCCUUUCUAAAAAAGCUUUGCUCCACCACCGCGGCUGUUCUGGGAAAACCGGAGGAUAGGAUGAAUUUAGUGGUGAAGCCUGAUCUGCCCAUGCUUAUUGCCGGCUCGUGUUCCCCAGCCGUGUUGCUCUCUGUUUCUGCCAUUGCUGUGACUGACACUGCAGAGAAGAAUAAGGAGCACAGCGCCAAACUCUUCCAGUUUCUUAUCCAGGAGCUGGGACUCAGUCAGGACCGCAUGGUGAUCAGGUUCUACCCGCUGGAGCCGUGGCAGGUGGGGAAGAAAGGCACAGUGAUGAGCUUCCUGUAGAGGAAAACACCCUACUACAGUAACAUGUUAAUAAAUAAAACAGGGGACUCAUACAAAUUA